This is a messenger RNA of Meloidogyne enterolobii, 1331 nucleotides long. Lineage: Eukaryota; Metazoa; Nematoda; Chromadorea; Rhabditida; Meloidogynidae. The record is from the annotation of a GenBank genome assembly.
AUGGAUUCAAACUCAUACAAUUUGACUCAAGAAAAUAUGACAAGAAAUACAAGUUUGACUUCAUUGGAAAGUGGAUGUGGUUAUUUAAAUGGACUUGAAGUAAAAGAACAAAUGGAUGUUGAAAUUGGUUUAUUUUCUAAUAAAAUUGAAAAGAAAAAGAAAGAUGCCAAAAUUUUUGUUAAACCUGGGAACGUCACUAAUUCUUUCGAGGAUUUGAUAGGGAAGACAAAUGACAAUGUUAAGAAAUCUUGGGGAUCUAUUACAAAUUGGUUUUCAUCAAUCAACUAUAACCGUCUUGCUUCUUUACUCAACAAAUUUUUGGCGGCAACAUUUUUGCUUCUCAUUUUUGUGCUUGUAACAGCUUUCUUCUCCUAUUAUUUUAUCUAUUUUAUUACUUAUUCUAUAAAUUCUAAAAAAUCUUUGGAUUCUACAAUAUUCUUUGGUUCUUUAAUAUUAUCAGCAUUUUUGUUAAUAAUCUGCUUUUAUUUUAUUUGUCUCCACAAAUCGAUGAGAAACCUCCACCCUUCUUUGACCAACUCAAAAUGCUUCUCUACUCUUUUUAAAAUUCUUCCAAACAUUUUUGUAUUCAUUUUAGCUCUUCUGUUAUUGAUAUUUAUGUUUUCUACUUUUCAUUUAAUUAUUACAUGGGUAACUGGUGAAGAUAAGUUUGGUGCUGAAGAAAAAAUUGGUGUGAUUUCUAUCGUGUCGCUUUCCUUCGUUUUGUUGCUUUACAUUUAUUUUGCUCGUUUAAAAGCUGUAAUGGAUAAUUACCCUUUUACAAUGGAUUCUAUUGAGAAAUUUUUCUUUAAGGAUUGAGAGAUUGGUUAAAAUUUACGAAACCGAGAAUCGAAAAUCGGUGGUUUUCUGAACCGAAGAAACCUGUUUUCGCCUGGAAUCUGGGCGACUUUAAUUUUUCUGGGCGACUUUAAUUUUUUUUAAUUUUUAGAAGGACCAAGAAAAUUAUUUAGCCAAUGUUUCGAUCUCUCCAAUCCUCUGAUAUAUUUUUUCCUUAAUUUUGUAUUGAAGUCGGCCUCUAAUUUAAAUAAUUUAAUAAUGCUCCUUUUCGACUCCCAUACGUUUUGAAUUUUUUACUCAGGGCAUUUGCCCUAUUUUAAACUUUUCUCCCUAUUUUUUCCCUAUUUUUGAGUGCCUCCGCCCUAUUUUAAUGUGUUGGAAAAGUUCACUCUGCUUCCAUAUUGACCCAAUGAUUAACCUAAAUUUAAAAAUCAUUUACAAAAGCAGUGGGAAGGAGUAUCAGGAGUGUGUGCCUAAACAGAUUUUAAAAAACGAAACAUGGAAGGCGAAGGCCCAAAAAAUGCGAAAAUCCGCGA